UCAAUAAAAAAAUAUUUUAUUAAUUUAAUAUAUUUAAAAAUUAAAAAUUAAUAAAUCAAAUCGAUAAAAUAUGAAACCAAAACGAAUUGAGCGAUGCACACCCUACAUACCACUAUAUAACCAAACAUCCUAAAGUUCUUCAGGACUUAUAAUUAAACCAAAGAAGAAAAAUAUUCCACGGAAUAAAAAUGGAACCUAUCAAGAAAGAGGGAAAGCAUUUUGUUUUGGUACAUGGUGCAUGUCAUGGAGGUUGGAGUUGGUUCAAAUUAAAGCCUUUGCUAGAGGCUGCUGGCCACAAGGUCACUGCCCUUGACUUAGCAGCCUCUGGCAUUGAUUCAAGAAAAAUAGAGCAACUCCACACACUUCAUGAUUACAGUUUGCCGUUGAUGGAGUUGAUGGAAUCACUUCCACAAGAGGAGAAAGUCAUACUAGUUGGGCAUAGUCUUGGUGGUAUGAAUUUGGGACUUGCUAUGGAAAAAUACCCACAAAAGAUAUAUGUUGCUGUUUUCUUGGCUGCCUUCAUGCCUUAUCCUAAUCACAUAUCCUCCUAUGUCUUGAAUCAGUACUUUGAACGGACACCGGCAGAGAAUUGGUUAGAUACCCAAUUUUUACCAUAUGGUUCCCCUGAAGAGCCCUUGACAUCUAUGUUCUUUGGUCCCGAAUUUUUCGCUCAAAAGCUUUACCAGUUAUGCUCUCCUGAGGAUCUUGCAUUAGCAUUAUCAUUGGCGAGAACAAGCUCUCUAUUUCUGGGUGAUUUGUCAAAGGCCAAGUAUUUUACAGAUGAAGGGUAUGGAUCAGUGAAGAGAGUUUAUAUUGUGUGCACAGAGGAUAAAGCCAUACCGGAAGAGUUCCAGCAAUGGCAAAUUGACAACAUUGGUGUCACAGAAGCAAGAGUGAUUAAAAGUGCUGAUCACAUGGCAAUGUUAUGUGAGCCCGAAAAACUUUGCGCCACUCUCUUGGAGAUUGCCCAUAAAUACAACUGAUUUUACAUUGUGUUUUUGUUUCAUGUCAACAUCUCAACUUAUCAUUCUAUGUUACGUGACUUAUUUAAUUUGAAUGAUUCCUAAUCCUUGAGCUGGGAAAGUAUUAAUUUCUGUUUGUGUGCUGAAAUAAUUAAUUUGUAUCAAUUACUGGAAUGACAAUUUCCUUCUACAAUUUUUAUCUCAACAAUUGUAGUAUUAUAUUUCAA
This is a messenger RNA of Capsicum annuum, 1189 nucleotides long. Its product is annotated as salicylic acid-binding protein 2. The coding region runs from base 189 to 983 and encodes 264 amino acids. NCBI's taxonomy places the organism in Eukaryota, Viridiplantae, Streptophyta, Magnoliopsida, Solanales, Solanaceae. The record is from RefSeq and is a predicted model, not a curated record. Gene Ontology annotation, biological process: salicylic acid metabolic process; jasmonic acid metabolic process. The transcript is spliced from 3 exons. Gene Ontology annotation, molecular function: methyl indole-3-acetate esterase activity; methyl jasmonate esterase activity; methyl salicylate esterase activity.